AUGUCAAAAUCCGAGAAGAGCAGCAAGAAGUCCAAGAAGGAGAAGCCCGAGGGCGCUGUCGCCGCCGACGCCGCCGCCGCCGUCGUCGCCGCUGUCGACGACGGCGAAAAGAAGCGCUGGAAAGUGGAGCGGAAGGAGAAGAAGGAGCGGAAGAAACAGGAAAAGAAGGAGAAGAAGGAGAAGAAAGCCAGCAAGGAAAAAAAAGAGCCCAAGGAGAACAAGUACAAGAAGGGCAAGCAGGAGAGGCUGGAGAAGAGAGAGGCGCGGGAGAGAGCCAAGCUGGGCGCGGCCAGAAACCAGCUCCCCAAAGUUGAAGCGGACCACGCACCCACAAGUGUGCCCACGCCCAGCAAGCCCGCCGACGAACCCAAGCCCGAGAAGUCGAAGAAGAGGAAGCAUGAAGAGACUUCUGACGAGCCUGCCGAGGGCGAUGUGCAACAAGCAUCCAAGAAGGAAAAAAAGCAGAAGAAGGCCAAAACCUCCAGCGAGCCCGCCGAGUCCACCGAGUCCGCCGAGUCCACCGAGUCCGCCGAGUCCGCCGAGUCCGCCGAGUCCGACGCCCAACCGGUCCCUGAAGGCGACGACAAGUCUGCGACACGCUUCAUCGUCUUCAUCGGCAACCUGCCAUACACCGCCACAAAAGAAUCCGUCGCCAAACACUUCGCCAAGCUGUCGCCCACCUCCAUCCGCGCCCCCAUGACCAAUGACAACAAGAAGAGCAAAGGAUUCGCUUUCCUCGAGUUUGACCGCUACGACCACAUGAAGUCAUGUCUCAAGCUGUACCACCAUUCCAGCUUCGAUGACGGCAAGAGCGCCGCAAGGAAGAUCAAUGUCGAGCUGACUGUCGGUGGUGGUGGUGCCAAGUCCGAAGCCCGCAAAGAAAAGUUGAAGAACAAAAACGAGAGGCUCAACGAGCAGCGCAAACGACGCGCCGAGACCGAGGCUAAGGAGAAGGUGCGCGCAGACAAGAAAGCCAAACGUGGACCGGGCAAGGGUGCCAAUGCUCAGCCCGUGGGUGACCAGGGGCCGCCGCAGUACGACGGUGCCAACGAUGAGGCCGCCUCUGCUGAUAACGGCGGCAUCCAUCCUGCGCGCCUGGCCAUGAUGCGUAGAUAG
Messenger RNA from Diplodia corticola, 1116 nucleotides. Its product is annotated as rna binding protein. The record is from RefSeq and is a predicted model, not a curated record. Gene Ontology annotation, molecular function: RNA binding. NCBI's taxonomy places the organism in Eukaryota, Fungi, Ascomycota, Dothideomycetes, Botryosphaeriales, Botryosphaeriaceae. The transcript has 2 exons. The coding region runs from base 1 to 1116 and encodes 371 amino acids.